This is a messenger RNA of Lepisosteus oculatus (spotted gar), 4228 nucleotides long. Its product is annotated as endoplasmic reticulum aminopeptidase 2-like. Lineage: Eukaryota; Metazoa; Chordata; Actinopteri; Semionotiformes; Lepisosteidae. The record is from RefSeq and is a predicted model, not a curated record. Gene Ontology annotation, cellular component: cytoplasm. Gene Ontology annotation, biological process: proteolysis; peptide catabolic process. Gene Ontology annotation, molecular function: metalloaminopeptidase activity; zinc ion binding; peptide binding.
CUAGCAGCAGGAAGGGGAUUGUGGGUCCAAUAAGGGAAAGUGAAAAUGAAAGCUCAGUGCUUCAGUAGAUGUCUGGGCCUGAGUGAUGUAGCUGAAAUGCAGGUUUAACUUCUACACGUUAAAGUAUGUUGCUGCUCAUUAUACAUUAACAUUAACCCCCACAUGCCGAUAGUCUCUAACCUUUACAUCAACACCAAUACAUCUGUUCAUUGACAGUUGUUUUAUAGCACAUCACCACAAUGAUAGUUUUAUUCAUUUUGGCAUUUUUAUCACAUUCUUCUACUGCCACAAGUAAGACGCACGAGGGUAACGGCUCUGUCAGCGAGCAGCCUCGUGUGGAUAUAAACGGUCUUCAGUUUCCAUGGAACAGAAUCCGGCUUCCAGACCACGUCAUACCUGUCCACUACCACCUGCUCAUCCAUCCCAACCUGACAUCCCUGACUUUCACUGGAUCGGUGAAGAUCGAGAUUGAUGUCAAACAUAACAUCACCUCGGUUGUCCUGCACAGUAAGAAUCUCCAGAUUACCGUGGCUACCAUUCAGGAUGAGUUCGGUCACUUUCUGUCACACAGGCCACUGCAGGUGCUAGAGAACCUGCCCCAUGAACAGAUUGCUGUCCUCUCGCCUAAACCUCUGCUCACUGGGGAAAAGUACUUUGUUCACAUUGAAUACAAAGCCAAUUUGUCGGAUGGUUUUUAUGGGUUCUACAGGAGUACUUACCAAACAAAAAAUGGUGAAACAAGAACGCUGGCAUCAACUCAUUUCGAACCUACAUCUGCAAGAAUGGCUUUCCCCUGCUUUGAUGAGCCACAUUUUAAGGCCAACUACUCCAUUAAAAUAAGAAGGGAUGAUUCACACAUCGCGCUGUCUAAUAUGCCUAUUGAACGGACAGUUGUUUUGGAAGGUGGACUCUUUGAGGACCACUUUGAAGUGAGUGUCAGGAUGAGCACUUACCUGGUGGCCUUUGUUGUGUGUGACUUCAAGUCUGUGAGUGGAAGAACCUCCUCUGGAAUUGAGGUUUCCAUUUUUGCUGUCCCAGACAAAUGGGCCCAAACCCAUUAUGCCCUUGAAGCUGCUGUGAAACUCCUGGAGUUCUAUGAACAGUAUUUUAACAUCUACUAUCCACUGCCAAAGCAGGAUUUGAUUGCUAUCCCUGACUUCCAGUCAGGAGCCAUGGAGAACUGGGGUCUGACCACAUACAGGGAAACUGCUUUGCUGUUUGAUCCUGAGACCUCAUCUGCCUCAGAUAAGCUUUGGGUCACCAUGGUGAUAGGACAUGAACUGGCUCAUCAGUGGUUUGGCAACCUUGUAACAAUGGAGUGGUGGAAUGAUAUCUGGCUGAAUGAGGGAUUUGCCAGAUACAUGGAAUUUGUUUCAGUAGAUGCCACGUACCCUGAGCUGAAAGUGGAGGAUUACUUAUUGGACACUUGCUUUGCAGCAAUUGGCAGGGAUUCCCUGAACUCCUCACGGCCCAUAUCCAGCGCUGCUGAGAACCCCACUCAGAUAAAAGAGAUGUUUGACACUGUCUCCUAUGACAAGGGAGCUUGUAUCCUUCACAUGUUGAGGAACUUUCUGACAGAUGACGUUUUCCAGAGUGGAAUUGUCCGUUAUCUCAGGAAAUUCAGCUACAAAAAUGCCAAGAAUGAAGAUCUAUGGAACAGUAUUGCAAAUACUUGCAGUGAGGAAGACUUUACUUCAGGAGAGUUUUGCUACAGCAGCAGUCAAGCUACAAAGAAUGCAUACCGAUAUGCUGGAGAGCACCUUGACUUGAAGGAAAUGAUGAACACAUGGACUUUGCAGAAGGGAAUUCCCCUGAUUAUUGUGAAUCGCAUAGGAAAUGUGGUCACACUCAGACAGGAGAGGUUCUUAAAGACUGUUCUACCCUCUGAUCCCUCAUGGAAUUCUGAGCAGCAGGGUUACUUGUGGCAUGUUCCAUUGACAUACAUGACAAGCAACUCCAGAAAAAUUGGAAGAUAUUUGCUGGAAACAAAAUCAGAUACGGUUGAAAUGGAGGAAGAGGUGAGCUGGGUAAAGUUUAACACAGAUAUGAAUGGAUAUUACAUUGUGCACUAUGAAGGGGAUGGAUGGGACUCCCUGAUAAACCUGCUUAAUAAGAACCACACUGCUGUGAGCUAUAAGGACAGAGCUAACCUUAUCCACAAUGCAUUUCAGCUUGUCAGUGCAGGGAGGCUGUCACUGAAUCAAGCCCUUGAUCUUACUCGCUAUCUGAGCCAUGAAACUCACAAUGUCCCGCUGCUGCAAGGUCUUGGUUAUUUAGAGGUCUUCUUCAGAAUGAUUGAAAGGAGGAACAUCCCUGAUGUCACUCAAAACCUUAAGAAUUAUAUCUUGCAGUAUUUUAACCAUGUGAUCGACAAGCAAACAUGGAGUGAUGAAGGAUCGGUGUCAGACAGGAGGCUUCGUUCAGCUGUCCUCGAACUGGCAUGUGACCUUGGAUAUCCUCCAUGUGUAAAAAAGGCAAAUCACCUCUUCAGUGAAUGGGUUGGAUCUAACAGCACAAUCAGUUUACCCACUGAUGUGACUGAAACGGUUUAUUCUGUUGGAGCUCAGAGACCAGAAGGAUGGACCUACCUCCUAGACAAGUAUCAAGUAUCCUUAUCAGGGACUGAGAAAGACAAAAUUUUGGGUGCAUUAGCAAGCAGUAUGGAUUCUGAGAAGCUAUCAAGAUUGCUUGAUCUGGGAUUGGAAGGUGUUGUGAUAAAGACACAAGACCUCUCCUCACUUAUCUACAGAGUGAGCAGAAAUCCUACCGGACACUUCAUAGCUUGGAAUUUUGUUAAGAAGCACUGGAAUCAGUUGGUGGAAAAAUUUCAGCUGGGAUCUUUCUGUAUACGGAAUAUCAUUAUUGGCACAACAGCUCAGUUUUCCUCUAAAGAAGAGCUUGAGGAGGUGAAGUUGUUCUUUGAAUCCAUACAGGAGCACUCUUCUCAGCUUCGGGUUACACAAGUUGCUCUGGAGAAUCUUGAAAAGAACAUCAGGUGGCUGGAGAGGAAUCUGGAGCCCAUGAGGAGCUGGUUACUGAAGAACUUGCAGGAAGCAUAAGUUAUUUUGGAAGAUGUGUAGUGGAUUGUUAUUUGCCGAAUUUGUACGUAAUUUGAAUGCUACCGUGAGACAUUUCAGGGCUUAAAAGUAGGACGUUAGGUUUUUUGGCAAACAAUACAUGAUAGGUUUCUAAUUUAAAAUCUUUAGUUUAUGAGAUACAGAAUAGAUCUACAGCCAUUUAUUGGAUUUUUCUGAAUACACAACCCCAAUUUAGACAUUGCUUCUGGCUUAGAAGUUUGUCAUUUAUAAAUCCACUAUUUAUACAGAACAUAUUUUUUUAGCUAAAGGUUAAGCACACAGGUAUUAAAAUUGGCACUAACUAAACAUUAGCAGUCUUAAAAUAGGUUAGUUUCAGUUAAUUGGUAACCCAGGACUACGUUGGUUUUCAGUUUUGUAUAUUUUGGAGAUUUGCUUUACUUUUUAAUGAAACAUGAUGUGAUAAUGGUAAUCAAGGUCAUUUUAUAUGCCUUAGAAACUGAUGUCUUUGUAUUAGAAACAAAAGCAAUAAAUGACAAAUGUUUGAUAUGGGGAAAAAACAUGGCAGGUUGCAAAAUGCGCUGUUUUUUUUUCUUGGAUGUGCUUUAAUCUUUACUUUCUUCUCUUUGUGCUUUUGACAUCAAAAGUCUUUACAGUAAUUUCAUUUAUUUUUGAUUUACAGAAAGUCAUUCUUCACUAUUAAUGAAUCACACUCCAAACCUGUCCUAUGACAGUAUUCUACCUAUUUACAGAUGUUCUGCUUUUGUAUAGAAGUGUUUAAGUUUCAUAAUGUUUUAUACAAUAAAGUUCUGUGAAAAUAUACAGUAGCUGUCUCCCAUCUUUUUAUAUACUUUAGAACGUCGCCUUUUUUUGCCUUACAUUUUUACCAUCUUCUUGUUUCUUAACUUUGUAAUAGGUUCCAACACUUAGGCACAACUCUCAAUGCAAGUAUGAAAUGUAUGGGUUUUGGAGGUGUGCAAGUUUUGUUGUUGGUGGAAAGAUCGUAUGCUGUGCCAAGAAAAUGGUAAUCUUUAACUUUGGUUUGAUUCCCUUUCUGCUGCUUUUUAUACAAUUGUGUCGUACAACUGAUAAAGAAAUAUGUGGUGUGCAUCAGCACAAGCCCUUAUGGUAUUUUUUGUAAAUAUUGCUCUGAAAAUGUAUGCAACAAACCUGAUUAAAAUUCUAUUUGUUUA